AUGAAAAAAAAACAAACUACUUUCAACAACAAUAAUAAUUCCGUUUCAACGACAGCUGAUAAUCUUCUGAGUCAACCAAGUCAAUUACAUAUGAACAAUGGUACAGUUACGAUGAUGAAGAAAAGCAAAAGAAAAAACUACGGUCGAUUAGUUAAAAGAUUGAAAUACAAGUUUAAAUUGGCCAAUGUAGUUCUUCGUAAAUCUGAUAAAUCCAAAGUAUUCCACUUGGGCAGACUUGAUGAAUACAAUAAAAAAUCAAAUGAAUAUAUGGAAAAAACCAAAGCAUACAAAUGUCUUGGUACUCAAGAUCCACUUGCAGAUUUAAUUCAAAGAACAAAUAAAUAUCUGUUAGAUCUGAGAUUAAUCAAAUGGAUAACUCAAAAACAAUAUGAGCAAUUGAGUAUCAAACCAAAUGAAGUUGAACUAGCUCAUUUAUAUUAUUUACCAAACGCUCAUAAACCUGGUACUCCUCUUCGACCUAUUGUAUCUGGACUAAAACAUCCAACAAUUAAAAUUUCAAAAUUUCUUGAUCAAUUACUUCGACCUCUGUUUCAUCAAAUGGCUUCAAAGACAACGGUUACUUCUGGCUUUGAACUAAGUAAAUAUGUACAAGAAUGGUCCAAAAUUAAUCUACGUCAAGAUACAUUAUUUUGUACUCUUGAUGUUACUGGUCUGUACACAAUGGUACCACAAAUAGAAGGAGUAUUAUCAUUGAAGAAAAUGUUGGAUUAUUUACAACUGAAACAAAUUGGUGGUCUUAAAAUUGAAACAAUUAUUCGUUUAAGCCGAUUUGUUAUGAAAAAUAAUUAUUUCUCAUAUGAUGGUCAAUAUUAUCAUCAAAUACGAGGUGGAGCAAUGGG
Messenger RNA from Rotaria socialis, 860 nucleotides. The record is from the annotation of a GenBank genome assembly. Lineage: Eukaryota; Metazoa; Rotifera; Eurotatoria; Philodinida; Philodinidae.